Molecule: messenger RNA, 2964 nt
Organism: Trichechus manatus latirostris (Florida manatee)
Lineage: Eukaryota; Metazoa; Chordata; Mammalia; Sirenia; Trichechidae
Gene: EPHB4
Product: EPH receptor B4
Exons: 17
Coding region: 1-2964 (987 amino acids)
Biological process (GO): protein phosphorylation; ephrin receptor signaling pathway; axon guidance
Cellular component (GO): dendrite; plasma membrane
Molecular function (GO): ATP binding; transmembrane-ephrin receptor activity; protein binding
Source: RefSeq, a predicted model, not a curated record
AUGGAGCUCCGGGCGCUGCUCUGCUGGGCUUCGCUUGCCGCCGCUUUAGAAGAGACCCUACUGAACACAAAAUUGGAAACUGCCGACCUGAAGUGGGUGACGUACCCUCAGGUGGAGGGGCAGUGGGAGGAACUGAGUGGCCUGGAUGAGGAACAGCACAGUGUGAGGACGUAUGAGGUGUGUGAUGUGCAGCGGGCCCCGGGCACGGCCCACUGGCUGCGGACUGGCUGGGUCCCACGGCGCGGCGCGGUCCACGUGUAUGCUACACUGCGCUUCACCAUGCUGGAGUGCCUCUCCCUGCCCCGGGCUGGGCGUGCCUGCAAGGAAACCUUCACCGUCUUCUACUACGAAAGCAAUGCUGACACUGCCACGGCCCUCACGCCUGCCUGGAUGGAGAACCCCUACAUCAAGGUAGACACAGUGGCUGCUGAGCACCUGACCCGGAAGCGCCCUGGGGCCGAGGCCACAGGGAAGGUAAACAUCAAGAGGCUGCGCUUGGGUCCGCUCACCAAGGCUGGCUUCUACCUGGCCUUCCAGGACCAGGGUGCCUGCAUGGCACUGCUGUCCCUACACCUCUUCUACAAGAAGUGUGCCCAGCUGACUGUGAACCUGACCCACUUCCCGGAGACUGUGCCUCCUGAGCUUGUGGUGCCCGUGGCAGGAAGCUGCGUGGCCGAUGCUGUGCCUGCCCCCGGCCCCAGCCCCAGCCUCUACUGCCGGGAGGAUGGCCAGUGGGCCGAGCAGCCGGUCACUGGCUGCAGCUGUGCUUCAGGGUUCGAGGCCGCAGAGGGGAAUACCAGGUGCCGAGCCUGUGCCCAGGGCACCUUCAAGCCUCUGGCAGGGGAAGGGUCCUGCCAGCCGUGCCCAGCCAACAGCCACUCCAAUACCAUCGGCUCACCCUUCUGCCAGUGCCGCAUCGGGUACUUCCGGGCUCGAACAGACCCCUGGAGUGCACCCUGUACCACCCCUCCCUCUGCACCUCGCAGUGUGGUUUCCCGCCUGAACGGCUCUUCCCUUCGCCUGGAGUGGAGUGCUCCGCUUGAGUCGGGCGGCCGAGAGGACCUCACCUACGCGCUCCGCUGCAGGGAGUGCCGCCCUGGGGGUUCCUGCACACCCUGUGGAGGAGACCUGACCUUUGACCCUGGCCCCCGGGACCUGGUGGAGCCCUCGGUGGUGAUUCGGGGGCUGCGUCCUGACUUCACCUAUACCUUUGAGGUCACUGCCUUGAAUGGGGUGUCCUCCUUAGCCACAGGGCCGGUACCAUUUGAGCCUGUCAAUGUCACCACCGACCGCGAGGUGCCCCCUCCAGUGUCCGACAUCCGGGUGACACGGUCAUCACCCAGCAGCUUGACUCUGGCAUGGGCUGUCCCCCGGGCACCCAGUGGGGCUGUACUGGACUAUGAGGUCAAGUACCACGAGAAGGGCGCGGAGGGCCCCAGCAGCGUGCGGUUCCUGAAGACGUCAGAAAACCGGGCAGAGCUACGGGGGCUGAAGCGAGGAACCAGCUACCUGGUCCAGGUGCGGGCACGCUCUGAGGCUGGCUACGGGCCCUUUGGCCAGGAGCACCACAGCCAGACCCCGCUGGAUGAGAAUGAGAGUUGGCGGGAGCAGCUGGCCUUGAUAGCAGGCACAGCAGUCGUGGGUGUGGUGCUGGUCCUGGUUGUCAUCGUCAUUGCUGUUAUCUGCCUCAGGAAGCAGAACAACGGGAGAGAAGCUGAAUACUCAGACAAACACGGGCAGUAUCUCAUUGGGCAUGGUACUAAGGUGUAUAUCGACCCCUUCACUUACGAAGAUCCUAAUGAGGCUGUGAGGGAAUUUGCAAAAGAAAUUGACGUCUCCUAUGUUAAGAUUGAGGAGGUGAUUGGUGCAGGUGAGUUUGGUGAGGUGUGCCGGGGGCGGCUCAAGGCCCCAGGGAAGAAGGAGAGCUGUGUGGCCAUCAAGACCCUGAAGGGCGGCUACACAGAGCGGCAACGUCGUGAGUUCCUGAGUGAGGCCUCCAUCAUGGGCCAGUUUGAGCACCCCAACAUCAUCCGUCUCGAGGGCGUGGUCACCAACAGCGUGCCCGUCAUGAUCCUUACUGAAUUCAUGGAGAAUGGUGCCCUGGACUCCUUCCUGCGGCUGAACGACGGACAGUUCACUGUCAUCCAGCUGGUGGGCAUGUUGCGGGGCAUCGCCUCAGGCAUGCGGUACCUGGCUGAGAUGAGCUACGUCCACCGAGACCUGGCUGCCCGCAACAUCCUGGUCAACAGCAACCUUGUCUGCAAGGUCUCUGACUUUGGCCUUUCCCGAUUCCUGGAGGAGAACUCUUCUGAUCCCACCUACACGAGCUCUCUGGGAGGAAAGAUUCCGAUCCGAUGGACAGCCCCUGAAGCCAUUGCCUUCCGAAAGUUCACAUCUGCCAGUGAUGCCUGGAGCUAUGGGAUUGUGAUGUGGGAGGUCAUGUCGUUUGGGGAACGGCCAUACUGGGAUAUGAGUAAUCAGGAUGUGAUCAAUGCCAUUGAACAGGACUACCGGCUGCCCCCACCCCCUGACUGCCCCACCUCCCUGCACCAGCUCAUGCUGGACUGUUGGCAGAAGGACCGGAAUGCCCGGCCCCGCUUCCCCCAGGUGGUCAGCUCCCUUGACAAGAUGAUCCGGAACCCUGCCAGCCUCAAAAUCGUGGCCAGGGAGAAUGGCGGGGCCUCGCACCCACUCCUGGAUCAGCGGCAGCCUCACUACUCAGCGUUUGGCUCUGUGGGUGAGUGGCUUCGAGCCAUUAAGAUGGGAAGAUACGAAGAAAGUUUUGCGGCUGCCGGAUUUGGCUCCUUCGAGCUAGUUAGCCAGAUCUCCACCGAGGACCUGCUCCGGAUUGGAGUCACUCUGGCGGGACACCAGAAGAAAAUCCUGGCCAGUGUCCAGCACAUGAAGUCCCAGGCCAAACCUGGAGCCCCAGCCGGGCCAGGAGGACCAACCCCUCAGUAUUGA